Messenger RNA from Seriola dumerili (greater amberjack), 1254 nucleotides. Its product is annotated as 5-hydroxytryptamine receptor 3A-like. Gene Ontology annotation, biological process: signal transduction; nervous system process; monoatomic ion transmembrane transport. The transcript has 9 exons. Lineage: Eukaryota; Metazoa; Chordata; Actinopteri; Carangiformes; Carangidae. Bases 13 to 1254 code for a protein of 413 amino acids. The record is from RefSeq and is a predicted model, not a curated record. Gene Ontology annotation, molecular function: transmembrane signaling receptor activity; extracellular ligand-gated monoatomic ion channel activity; neurotransmitter receptor activity. Gene Ontology annotation, cellular component: neuron projection; synapse; membrane.
CACAAUCUGGGGAUGGCCGUCUUCUUACUGGGUUUACUAACAGCUGGACGUGGAUGUGCUGAACCCAGCUGCACAAAUCGCAGAUGUCUGGCUGAAAUGUUGAUAAAUAAAAAUUUCUCAUCUCAACCACAGUAUGAAAACUGCACCCAAAUAAUACACGUGCCUUUCAUUGAGUACCAAACUUUGUCAGUUGACACAAAGAAUCUCCGCCUAAAUAGUCGGCUGCAAGCAACAAUGGUAUGGAGAGAUCAUGAGCUGAGAUGGAACACAUCUGUCUACAAGUAUGAUGAAGUGGCCCUGCCGGUAGAUAAAGUCUGGACCCCAGAGAUCCGUGUAACAAAUGGGAUACAAACAACCAUGAAGCACAGCUCCCGUGAUCUGCUGGUGUACAGUAACGGCACCCUGAAGCACACCGUGAUCAUAAACGCUGAGGUGAACUGUGAAGUCAAUCUGUUCAACUAUCCCUUCGCUGCUGAUGAAUGUCCUGUCGCAAUCCAAACCUGGGCCGCUGGCGAAUGUGGUACAAAGCUGGUAUUGGGUGAAUUGAGGAUGGUGGAUGGUACCCACGGAGACUGGGAAACUGAUCAGGUGGACUUCCAGCAACAAAGAGAUGACCGCAAUUACAUCAUGGUGUCACUGAGCAUCAGAUAUGUCAACCCCUUCAUUACAUUAUUGCUGCCCAGUAUUCUGAUCGUCUUGGCUGAUGUUAUCAGCUGCACCCUGCCGCUGGGAGGCGGUGAGCGCAACUCUUUCAAGGUCACCCUGGUGCUCAGCUUCACCAUGUUCCUCAUCAUCCUCAAUGAACAGCUCCCUGGGGACAGCAAGUGCAGCCCCAUCAUCCGGAUCCACUUCUGUGCUUGUCUGGUGCUUUUGGUGUUCAGCAUGCUGCUGUCUUUGGUGCUGACACGAGUGGCAAAAGAUGGCCUCAUUUCCUGCUGCUGGUCCAAAGGGCCAGUGCCAAAAAACACAGAAAACAAAGAGGAGAAAGAGGAUGAGGAAGCCAAACCUGACAUCAGUGUAAUUCAGCUGAAUGGUUCAGAGGAGGACAAACAAAUGCUCAGAAAGGUGGUAAACUUCCUGGAAGCUUUUGAAGCCAAGGACAAGGAAUCUGAGAGAUAUCAGAAGAUUGCCAACACACUGGACAAGAUAUUUUUCUGGUUCUAUCUGGUUUUUGGCGCUCUGUACUUUUGUGCCAUGACUUAUGUGAUGGUAAAGUACAGAUGUAAAGUUAACCAUUUUGAUUUCUGGUACUAA